AUGGCUGGGGUAUUGGUAUAUGGUUGUGUUUUCAUCUCAACUAAUUGGCUGAUGGAUCCGGGCACACACCGGAUGGACUCAUCGUUAACGAUACGUGAUAUUGGCUCCAAAUACGUUCUUUCAUGUUGUGCUUCAUUCGUUGCUGAAAGUGUAACUUAUCCGCUGGAUGUCGUCAAAACUCAAUUACAAAUGGUACCGAAUUGUAUGAAAGUGACUGGAAGUGAUAUUAAACGACCCACAAUGUUGCGAAUCACAUGGCACAUUUUGAAAGAUGAAGGCCUUCGCUCUCUAUUCAGUGGACUUGCCCCAGCAGUAUAUCGGCAUUUCAUUUACACAGGAUUUCGAAUGGGUAUUUACGAAACGAUGCGGUUCGCAAUUUUUGAUAAGGAGAAACAGAAAAUUUUUCCAGUAUGGGUUUUUUUAAGGCAAUCAGCAAUUUGUGGUUUGGUAUCUGGUGCUGUUGCACAGUUUCUGGCAUCACCAACUGAUUUAAUCAAAGUUCAAAUGCAAGCAAAGAAAUUGAGGAAGUUAAACAAUCUUCAGCCUCGGUUAUCAAUUUUGUGGUUGCGGAAUUCAUACCAUGUUUUUCUUGCUCUUUACAAAAGUAACGGUUUCAUGGGCCUAUGGACUGGUUGGCUUCCAAACACUCAACGCGCAGCUUUAUUGAAUAUGGCUGGUGAGUAUCUUGCAACAUAUGAUCAUACGAAACACUGGUUGAUGACGAAAGGUUACCUGGAUAAUCAUUACACACAUUUCCUUGCUAGUCUUGUUUCGGGCAUGGCUGCUGCAAUUGUGUCUACUCCGGCAGAUGUUGUGAAAACACGAAUAAUGAUUCAAUUGCGCAGUACUGGUGAAAGUGCUGGUGAAAAGUCGAUAUCUCAGUACAAAGGCUCUUAUGAUUGUCUAAAACGGAUUUGUCAGGAUGAAGGUUUUUUUGCACUGUACAAAGGCUUCGUGCCAUCAUAUAUGCGAUCGGUAAAUUGGUUUAUAAUCAAGAUGCAUAGAACUUAUUGUUGUGAAAUCUAUUGGAAAAUAGAAAAUGUAGGCGCCUUGGUCAUUGGUCUUUUGGUUAACAUACGAACAACUGCGGCACAUGUUUGA
Molecule: messenger RNA, 1101 nt
Organism: Acanthocheilonema viteae
Lineage: Eukaryota; Metazoa; Nematoda; Chromadorea; Rhabditida; Onchocercidae
Source: the annotation of a GenBank genome assembly